Paralichthys olivaceus (Japanese flounder) is the source of this 7606-nucleotide messenger RNA. NCBI's taxonomy places the organism in Eukaryota, Metazoa, Chordata, Actinopteri, Pleuronectiformes, Paralichthyidae. The record is from RefSeq and is a predicted model, not a curated record.
UCUCCUCAGUGUUGAUCGGCUCGCCAUGGCGGAAGGACGCAGAGAACAGCCGCCUCAUCCCCUCUUCUCUAUACCACCGGCCAGCAAGCGACCCUGCCUGCGCCCUGCACCGCGGGGUCCCGGGCCGGGGCCUGGCCACGGCAUGCCCAGCUCCCGGUAUCGUUCCCCAGAGUCCCUGCUGGACUGCGCCGCCAAGGCAGUAGCGGAGAAGUGGGCCUUCGAGAGAGUUGAAGAGCGCUUCGAGCGGAUCCCAGAGCCCGUCCAGCGCCGCAUCGUCUACUGGUCUUUCCCCCGCAACGAAAAGGAGAUAUGCAUGUACUCGUCGUUUCAGUGCCGAGUCGCCGGCGAGGAGGGUCCGGUGGCGGCUACCGGCGGCGCUGGGAGCGCCGGCUCCGGAGCAACUACCGCCGCUGCUGGUGGAGGAUCCACCGCCGGUACGACAGCUACCGCGGGGGCAGCCGGAGCGGUGGGAACCGGAGACGGACUGCCUUUUCGCCGCGGUAUCCGGCUGCUGGAGACCGGCUGUGUGGAAAACGUUUUACAAGUCGGCUUUCACCUCAGUGGCACAGUAACUGAACCCACCACAUCAUCCGAGCCAGAGGUCACACACAAGGUGGCCAUCAGCUUCGACCGCUGCAAGAUAACCUCAGUCACUUGUGGCUGCGGGAACCGGGACAUAUUCUACUGUGCGCAUGUGGUGGCACUGUCUCUUUACCGGAUUCGCAAGCCUGAACAGGUGAAGCUGCGGCUGCCCAUCUCAGAGACGCUGUUCCAGAUGAACAGAGACCAGCUGCAGAAGCUGGUCCAGUAUCUGAUAACAGCCCACCACACUGAGGUGCUGCCCACCGCUCAGAAACUGGCUGAUGAGAUCCUCUCCUCUAACUCCGAGAUCAACCAGGUUCAUGGUGCACCAGACCCAACCGCAGGUGCCAGCAUUGACGAUGACAACUGCUGGCAUCUGGACGAGGAUCAAGUCAGGGAGCAAGUCAAACAGUUUCUAUCCCAGGGAGGAUACUACGGCUCUGGGAAGCAGCUCAACUCCAUGUUUGCUAAGGUACACAUCGCUGCUUCCUACCUCUGCUUCAGUGCACUGUGGGUGUGCGUGGUGCUUAACCCCCACUGUAAAAGUGAGGAGAAGAGCAGCUGGCUCAAGCAGCUGAAGAAGUGGGGGGACAUGGACGUCUGCCCGCUGGAGGACGGCAACUACGGCAGCGAGCUUCCGAACAUCACUAACGCUCUGCCGCAGAGCAACCUCGCACAGGACUCUGUGUCCAGGCCGAGGAGGACAGUGUUCAGCCGGGCCAUCGAGGCCUGUGACCUUCACUGGCAGGACAGUCACCUCCAGAGGAUCAUCAGCAGCGACUACUACAUGUCCCCAUCCUACCAGAGAGAGGGGGAGAGCCUGCUGUUCAACCCACAGGGUCUGCCGCUCUGGCUCGACCAUGUGCCAACAGCAUGCGCUCGCGUCGAUGCCUUGCGUUCCCACGGUUACUCCAGGGAAGCCCUGCGAUUGGCUGUUGCUAUCAUCAACACACUUCGCCUCCAACAGCAGAGACAAAUGGACAUCUACAAACACCAAAAGAAAGAGCUCCUCCAGAGGGGUGUGACCUCCACCACCAACCUUGAAGGCUGGGUUGGUCAUCCCUUAGACCCGAUUGGCUGUCUGUUCAUCACUCUCACAGAAACCUGCCGCGUGGAUGACGACAACAGCAUGGACACCGGAGAGGGAGAACCCAGACCUCCAGUCUACCACCAUGUGCCGGUGUGGGGUAGUCCUGAUGGUGGGGAGUCGUACCUGACUCUGGCUUUAGAGGUGGCUCUCAUGGGUAUGGGCCAGCAGAGGAUCAUGCCUGAGGGCCUUUAUGCUCAGGAUAAGGUUUGUCGUAACGAGGAGCAGAUCGUUGCAAAACUUCAAGAGCUGGAGCUAGAUGAGCUCCUGGUUCAGACUCUUCGGAAACAGGCCAUACAGCUACUAGAUGCUGGUCCCUUCAGCGGUCUAGGGGAAGUCAUCCACAGGGAGAGUGUUCCCAUGCACACCUUCGCCAAGUACCUCUUCUCUGCCCUGCUGCCACAUGAUGCUGACCUGGCGUAUAAGGUGGCUCUCCGUGCAAUGAGGCUGCCGGUGUUAGAGUCAUCAGGAGGCUCCGGGGACGUGGGCCACCCUCACCAUGGCAUCUCCAUAGUUCCAAGUAGAUACCCUCGCUGGUUCACACUGGGACACCUGGAGUCACAGCAGUGUGAGCUGGCCUCCACCAUGCUCACCGCUGCUAAAGGUGACAUGUUGAGGUUGCGGACAGUGCUGGAGGCCAUCCAGAAAAACAUCCACUCCUCUUCCUUAAUCUUCAAACUCGCCCAGGAUGCUUUUAAGAUCGCGACACCUGCAGACAACCCGCCUGAUAUAACCUUACUCAACGUAGCACUGGAGCUCGGCCUGCAGGUGAUGAGGAUGACUCUGUCCACACUGAACUGGAGAAGGAGAGAGAUGGUUCGCUGGCUGGUAACCUGCGCCACUGAAGUCGGUCUGCGGGCGUUGGUCAGCAUUUUACAGAGCUGGUACACUCUCUUCACACCGACCGAGGCCACCAGCAUUGUGGCAGCCACCGUCAUGUCGCACAACACCAUCCUGCGCCUCAGCCUCGACUACCCCCAACGCGAGGAGCUGGCCAGCUGUGCGAGGACCCUGGCCCUGCAGUGCGCCAUGAAGGACCCCCAGAACUGCGCUCUUUCAGCUCUGACACUUUGCGAGAAGGACCACAUCGCCUUUGAGACGGCCUACCAGAUCGUGAUUGACGCAGCCUCCACGGGAAUGACGUACUCCCAGCUCUUUACCAUUGCAAGGUAUAUGGAGCACAGAGGAUAUCCUCUGCGAUCGUUCAAAUUGGCUUCCCUUGCCAUGACCCAUCUUAACCUGGCGUACAACCAGGACACACACCCAGCUAUUAAUGAUGUGCUCUGGGCCUGCGCACUUAGCCACUCUUUGGGUAAAAAUGAGCUUGCAGCCAUUAUUCCCCUGGUGGUGAAGAGUGUGCAUUGCGCCACUGUGCUGUCUGACAUCCUGAGACGGUGCACCAUGACAGCGCCGGGCCUUGCAGGCAUCCCUGGGAGAAGGAACUCUGGGAAGCUGAUGUCAACAGACAAGGCACCAUUGCGGCAGCUCCUAGAUGCCACAAUCUCGGCUUACAUCAACACCACGCACUCUCGACUGACGCACAUCAGUCCGCGGCACUAUGGAGAGUUUAUAGAGUUCCUGAGCAAAGCUAGGGAGACUUUCCUGCUGGCACAGGAUGGCCACAUUCAGUUUGCCCAGUUCAUAGACAACCUGAAACAGAUCUACAAGGGCAAGAAGAAACUGAUGAUGUUGGUCAGGGAGCGUUUCGGCUGACCUCAUUCCUCCCUCACGGGGAUGCUCUCCCUGGGAAGAAGUUGAACGUGUUUGUUUCUAUUUAAGUUUUUUAGAUUCUUUGUAUUUUUUACUUAUGUUGAGCCAUUUGUUGACUAAGUCAUAAGUUUUUGUCCCUGUUUUGUUGCUUUGUUUCUUGAAUGUGAACCAGGAAGUGUUUGCAGUACAUUGCUCUACUUCAUUGAGACUGCAAAUGGCUUGAAAUGUCAAAGAAAGACCAACAAAAACAAAGCAUUUUACCCACCAACUAAUGUUGAAUCGAUGAUAAAAAAAACGUCAAAGAUUGUGAUGACAAAUAAACUAAAAGAACUUUGUUUUUCAGUGGCACAUGACGAUAUGAAAAACCAAAUGAUUUUGUUGGAUGGGGUACAUGCUUUGAGCCAUAAGACGCUUUCAUCUGCGCUUAAGAAGAAGUGAUUUUAAAAGUGGAAGAGAUAUGUCAUUCCAAGCAAAAAGAGCCACUGAGGUGGAAAACACACAUAGUGUUGCUGUCAUACCUCGACUGUAUUAUUGGUCAGCUUUAACUUCUCUUAUCAGAAAUGGCCUCUUGUUCCAUUCAGGGCAUCUUAGAGUAGAGAGGACAGAAUACAGAACUGCACACGUGUGGUCUCUCUGUAGACGAAGUCAACACCAACAGGUUUAAAGCCACUCUAGACUAGCUCCUAUCCUCUACCCCUGCUGGUCAGCGCUUUUCAUUAUCGAUAUCUCCAGAGGGAGAACCAUGUUGCUUCAGAGGAAGCAUGUUCCCAAAUCCAGCAGCCUUAGAGCGACAUUAUUCAGCCUGUUCUCGCUAAGGUAGAGUAGUAGAGGUUCCACAUGCACAUUUAUUUACAGUAUCUUUCUUAUAUCCUCCUAUAAGAUCAUUGAAAGUGACAAAAAUACAACCUGAUGAACAGUGGGGUCACAGGAAGCCCAUCUCUAGAGAUACCACUGCACUGCUCUUUAUAGCUAUUUGUGGCCAAAACCUUUUAAAUCUGUACAACUCCAUCGAUGACUUCUCACAUGCUAGAUGAAGAUUUAGUCAUAAGCAAUAGUAGUCGAGUCUUCUUACAUUUUUAUCAUCUAGUGGCAUUGAUUUCUUGUAUUCUGUUAAGAAGCCUGUUGACUUCAGUGACUCUUGGGGAUUGACUCUGUCUGUAACUAAAGUCCUUUUUCCAUUUCCAGAACUUCAGUAGGAACUCAGGAGGCCUUUUUUGUUCCACACAACUUGAUAUAGGAACCUAAAAACAUUAGCGCACAGUUCCAACCCACAGCCCGUCAAACAUUCAAAUUUAAGCCAGCAUGAUCUGCAUUUGAAAUAAAUAAUAAAACUAUGACAUAACAAGGUAGACAUUCUACCUGCUAGGUCUAGUCAGAUGAAGAAAAUUACUUUCAUCCAGAGGGGAAAAGCCAUCUAAUGUUUCCAUGAAUUUAUAUAUAUAUAUAUUUAUAUAUUAGAACCAAGUUUAAACCACUGAUAAGGCUCACUUGUUAAUAUUUUUGUGAUAGCAAUCGAACAAAUAAUUGAAAUGUGAUAGAAAACCCAAACUAUGCUCUUUCCCUCCCCUCGACUCUAUUAACCAUCAUGUUAGGAUCAGCAAAGUAAGUGUUCGCUAGAGCAACUGUAGAAAUCAGUUUUGGUGGUUAAGGCACGAUAUACUUGUGCAAAAAAAAAAAAACACAAUUAGUCAAUAUUUGUUCAUGAGUGGGAACUGAAGAAACUGCACUUCCCAUUCCCAGUAUGGCUGAUAUACUAAUAGCAAAAUGACCAUGCUAAGGAAAAACUUUUUGUGGUUUCAAAUCCAUGUUAUUGCCGAACCUCUAAGUUCCUACAGAUUUUAGAUCUUUAUGGAAAAGGGUCUAUAGUUACUAACGCUACUUUGCUGUGUAUGCUACUGGUUGUGCUUAUUCCGGACUGUGAAAAUGAGUGGCCAUGUCAGAAACAGUGCACAUACAAAAAAAUACUGUAUAUUUUAUGUCUUGAUGACGUAAGCGUACAUAUUUGAGACAAGAUGCCUCGGCACAGGAAGUUGUUUGUCUUAUCGGGGGCCGUAUAGGUCCCCUUUCUUUUCUAACCAAGUGGCAUAGUGUUGUUAAUGGCAGUGUAGAGUACAGCAAGCGCUUGAACUGGUCUUCGUACUAGCACUUCACACAAAUACCUCUUCAGUACGUUCCUGCCUGCUUCAGCAUUUAUUUAUUGAUUGUUUUGCAACUUUGUGUGACUGAGUCGGAAUCGCAUACAAAAAAACAGAACUGGACUUAAAAAGGAGUAAAAAAGUCACAACAGACGAGUCGGCCUGUCGACGGCAGGAGGAUAAAAAGAAUAAGGUUUUUGAAUGGAGGAACAUUUUCUUGUCUGCUUUUACAUUCCAUGAGAGCUACCUUCACCCGCUACCCAGGUAGUCAGUCACAGCUCUGGGUCUUUUAUUGUUUUUUAAAUCUGAAGAAAUGCAGAUAGAAGAAUGAGGAAGAUGAAAAAAAGGAAAAUUGAGCAAAGGAAAGAAAAGUAAAGAGAGGCUAAACUCAGUUCUCAGGGACAUCACUUAAAGAAACAAAACAAAAAGUAGUAGCAUUAAGCAUUUAAGAUAUUGUAAAUAUUAAAGUGUCAAUUCAGAAAAUUGUAAAGUUAUAAUUAUUUAUGAUAAGUAUGUUAUGUGUUUGGUCUUUUUCUUUAUUUUUACGUUCCUUUCGGCGAGGGUGUACUUGAAUAGUUUUGGACCGGGUGAAUUUGAUGGCGUUUUUUUGUAAGAGCAAAGACUUCAAGGCAUUUCUCAGGUGCUCCUGUGUACAUUUCUUUCAGUUUGUUUGGUUUUUUUGCUAUAAUAAUUAUUGUUUGUGUUUUUUUAAUUUUUUAGAUUUGCAAAGAAAUAAAAAAAAAAAUCUGUUUUCCAAAAGGAGGCAUGUUAUUGGGGAGUUGAAGAAAAUGAGCAAGGCAUUCAUUUGUAAACAGAUACGUUUUAAACCUGACUAUGCAGAACCACUUCGUUGGUCUUGUCACCUCUUAAAGACGCCCCCCGGAAAACCUGCCCCGGCAAAGAGGACGAGACGGUGUUGGGGGGGAGGGCGGACAAGGACAAGACCCAGCAUGCUUGUAUUUGGACAGUGCGCACUAGCCAGCCUGCACUCACUGCAACAUUUAGAGAGAAAAAAGAAAAAAGGUGGAAAAUGCCUUUCUGACUGAUCAAUGUACAAAGAUUAUUUUUGCUUAUCUUCUUUGUUGGUUUUUAUUUAAUCAGGACUCAAGCCUUUAGUGUCUUCUCAGCUGCAGUGUGGCAGCACCGCAGUGAGACAGAACAUAAAUACACAAGAGUCACAAACAGCAACUGUAUGAACAAUAGCGAUGGCCUGUGAAUGAACAUGUGUUCAUUCCUCAUUACCUGAAUUUGUUUUCUCUUAUUAUUGCUUUCUUGACUCCCUUCAGCAUAAAAACUGAUUUCAUCUUCUCUAACUCUACUUUUGUCACCUUCUAUCUUUGUCUAGUUUUCCUCAGUUCAUCACCCUGUUCACUCUCUCACAGUAAGGGUUUUGGUUCCAUGGCGAUGCGACGACGUGAACAGUUUUCACUGCAGCCACUUCCUCUGUUGUCCGAGAGCUCUUGAGACAUCGGUGCUCUGCAGCAGCCUCGUGUUUUCACAAAUACACUUCACGGGUUUCAUCUUUUGUUGCUGCGAAAUUGAUUGAUUUCUUGGCUACGACAUUGGUAUGACAAGAAUGUUUCCUUAAAUCAUACGUGAAAGGAUUUUAUUAUUUUUUUAGCUGUUGCUUUACCUGGAAGUGCAUAAACCUACAGCAUUAGAACUGAUUCCUCUCUGUGUUCACUGUAUCAGCCUCUUUCUUUCUCUCCUUCUUUCUCUCUUUUUCUCUUUCUUUCUGUCUUGCUCUCAUUCUUGUGGGGAGUACUAUCUGCUCGUAGAGAUCUAGUUCACCGUCUGUUUGGUUUUGUUUUUUGGAUUUUUGUAACUUAAGGGAAAAUGGAAAGUGUUUGUUGCCUCUUUGUGCUACUGAUUAUGAAAAAGGUAUUUCCAGUAUUUGUUGCCACAGAAGUAUGAUAGCUUAUCAUCGACACCGUUUUUUGAUUUAUUUUUGAAUUUGUAAUUUCUUUGUGCGACUUCUUGAGCUACUGUCUAUAAAGCGAGAAUUUAUUACUAUUUAUGUAACGCUACUACCAUUUUAUAUUGAUUUGUGUUGGAAUCUCAGUGCUUUUCUAUGAAUAAAGUGUGAAACACA